UUUCUUUUUCUUCUACAAAAGCGACAAUUCCAGUGAAAAGUUCAAAAUGUCUGGCCAUCUUCGUGGAAUGACCGUCUCUAUAUCGAGAACACAGCUGUGUGUGUUUGGCGUGUGGCUGUGGCUCCUGUGUUGUCCGGGCGUCUUUGGUACAGCUGGUGCAGAUGGGAAUGACGGUGCGGAGUCCAACUCUUCCCCGAAACAAAUCUUAACGCGUCUCCGAGAUGGAGUCAUACUGUGCAGAUUAAUCAACAAGCUAUCGGUUGUUGAUGGGAAGUCGAAGGUUACCUAUAUCAAGAAAGUCUCAUCUCCAGUGGCUGCUUUGGUCAAUAUUAACAAUUUCUUAGCUGGUACCAAAAAGUACGGACUUGAUCAGGAAUACCAAUUUCUUGCCAAACUUCUUUGGCAGAUGAACUUUGAAAAGGCCCAGCCCAUCUUCAACUGUCUACACCAUCUGGGACUUUUGGCCAACAGUAAAGGCUUUGUGCCGUUGUAUACGGACGAAUUAACGUCAUGGGCAGCAUAAAAACCAGGCCUAUGUCACGUGGUUUUCGACAGACCUCUCCUUUGAUGCCUGUUGAAUUGAAAAUACAACAUCUGCAUGUCUUGGAGAAAUCACCUUUUUGGGGAGGAUGUUUUUUUGUGCGU
Aplysia californica (California sea hare) is the source of this 645-nucleotide messenger RNA. Its product is annotated as transgelin. The record is from RefSeq and is a predicted model, not a curated record. Gene Ontology annotation, molecular function: protein binding. NCBI's taxonomy places the organism in Eukaryota, Metazoa, Mollusca, Gastropoda, Aplysiida, Aplysiidae.